This is a messenger RNA of Carassius gibelio (silver crucian carp), 4390 nucleotides long. RefSeq names its product zinc finger protein 384. Gene Ontology annotation, cellular component: nucleus. The transcript is spliced from 13 exons. NCBI's taxonomy places the organism in Eukaryota, Metazoa, Chordata, Actinopteri, Cypriniformes, Cyprinidae. Gene Ontology annotation, molecular function: DNA-binding transcription repressor activity, RNA polymerase II-specific; RNA polymerase II cis-regulatory region sequence-specific DNA binding. Gene Ontology annotation, biological process: central nervous system development; negative regulation of transcription by RNA polymerase II. Bases 226 to 1998 code for a protein of 590 amino acids. The record is from RefSeq and is a predicted model, not a curated record.
UCGGACAGCCCUUCGCAAGGGAAAAAAAUAGAAAAAAAUAGAGGGAAAAAAAAUCGGUGAAUCCAAGGGGUUCGGGCGGAUUUGGACGAAGUUUCCGAACUGUCCCGGCCCGGAGGAGCCCUGGGGGUUGAAAGGGAAUCGCCAGCACCGGUACUUGGGUGCCCAAAUGAAUACAGUACAGUCCAAGUGAGUGAAUAAACCUUCAGGCCACAUGAGAAACAAAUAAUGGAAGAUUCCCAUUUCAACUCAUCAUACUUUUGGUCUCCCGUUCCAACAGUACAAGGACAGAUCGAGAACGCCAUGUUUCUGAAUAAGAUGAAAGAGCAGCUGGGGCCGGACAAGGGCGCUGCUUUUCCACAUUCGUCCGCGGCGCACUACCCCACGGCGGUCCUGACGGUGCCGAGCUCGGUCGCAAUGGACACCGGAUCCGUAGGGAGGGUGCCGAAACAGGAGGGUGGAGGAGGAGCGAGUGGGACAGCAGGGGCACAAAUAUCUGGCUUGGGAGCACACCUGCACCCACCUCACACAUCCCAGAACAUCACGGUGGUGCCCGUCCCGUCUACUGGCAUCAUGACGGCAGCAGGGUUAGUGAUCACGACUCCUCAAGGGGCACUGGUCACCCCCCCUGCCUCCUCUCAGUCUUUUGUUUCUGGACCAUCCACAACAACCAUGAUUGUGUCCGCUUUACACCCAACGAACACAGAGGCUGUCCGGCCCUCUUCCCUCUAUCUCCACAGCCACUACAAGAAAGAGGACGGCAGUAUUCAACCCGCCGUAGUUAUGCCACUUCCCUCAAAGCGGGGUAGAAAGAAGAAGUCCAUGAUGCCAAGGGCAGGUCCUGUUUCAGCCCAUGCACUCGCCACAGGAAGUGAUGCGCUAAUUCUUGCACACCUGGCUGCUGGGGGACAGCACAACACGAGUGACCCAUAUGACCUUUCCAAUGAUGAGGAUGAUCAUCCAGGCAAAGAUGGGAACAAGUCAUACAAGUGCCGGAUGUGUGCAGUGACGUUCUUCAACAAGUCAGACAUGCAGAUUCAUGCCAAGUCGCACACGGAGGCGAAGCCGCACAAGUGUCCUCACUGCUCCAAGUCCUUCGCCAACUCCAGCUACCUGUCCCAGCACAUCCGCAUCCACAGCGGCGCCAAACCCUACACCUGCUCCUACUGCCAGAAAACCUUCAGACAGCUCAGCCACCUGCAGCAGCAUACACGAAACCACACAGAGGGCAAACCGCACAAGUGUCCUCACUGCUCCAAAUCGUUUGCCAACUCCAGCUACCUGUCCCAGCACAUCCGCAUCCACAGCGGCGCCAAACCCUACACCUGCUCCUACUGCCAGAAAACCUUCAGACAGCUCAGUCACUUACAGCAGCAUAACAGGAUUCAUACUGGUGAUCGGCCAUACAAGUGUUCCCAUCCCGGCUGUGAGAAAGCUUUUACCCAACUAUCCAACCUCCAGUCUCAUCGAAGACAGCACAACAAGGACAAGCCAUACAAAUGUCACAAUUGCAACCGCGGCUACACCGAUGCGACCAGCUUAGAGGUUCACUUGUCUACACAUACCGUGAAACACGCCAAACUCUUCUCCUGUGGCCUCUGCAACCGCUCAUACACAUCUGAGACGUACCUGAUGAAACACAUGCGAAAACACAACCCAGACCCUCUGACGGUGGCAGCCGCAGUAGCUGCCCAGCAAGCCCAGCAGGGCCAGAAUCCGGCUCAGCCGUCGGGCACGGGAAGCGGCAGGGGUCGUGGGCGAGGCCGGGGGGCCGGAGCGGGAUCAGCAGCGCAAGCACGGAACCAGCCCAACCCCAACCCACCAACCAGUUACUCUGUUACAGAGGGAAUACCCUGCCCUUUCGACCUGCAUCAGUACAAGACCGUGUCGGCUGGAGAGAUCCAGUACAAACCGGUCACCGUGGCCGACCUGACGGGCCACAAAGACCUCUGCCUCACCGUCUCCACCUCUGCCAUCCAGGUGGAGCACAUGAACUCGUAGAGGAACUUGAGGAGAAUGAGAGGGAGGAGGUGGGGUGAGGAGAAACGGACCAUGAAUUGGAUAGGAAAUAAAACACUGCCUUGAGAUAGAGGAGGAUUUCCAAAUACAGACUGGCAGGAGGAGAGGACAGGUUUGCAGAUUGAGAAGAAAAUGAGAGAUGGAGGAGCACAUCAACUCUUAAUGAGUUGUUGUCUUUCUUUAGACUUGCUCUGCAGUGUCACAAAAAAGGCCUUAAACUGUCAAGGUGGCUAUUUUCAGUUAACAGCUGUUGAAAUAUUGAAAUAUACAAUAUUGGCCAAUAUGGAUUGUAUUGUAGUGUUCACAGUUCACCCAAAAAUGAAACUUUUGUCAUCAUUUAUUCUCCCUCAGGUUGUUCCAGACCUGCAUGUUGAACACCAAAGAUAAUAUUUUGAAGAGUGUCAAUAUAAUUUCAUAAUUCCUAUUGAAAAACUACAUUACCAAUGAUUCUGAAAAGACAUUUCCACCAAUCUGUGCAAAUCACUAAAUGGUAUAAGCUGUAAAGUAUUCAGUUUAGCACUUUCGUCCCAUUUUAAGAUACUUUUUUGCUUCAAAUCAAGGUUUCUAAUGCCGUGAUUUACCAUGUCGCUGCUUGGUUUGCUUCAUGGCUUAUAACACUUUAACAAAGACUUGUUAGAAUCCCCAUGGAAAGAAUAAAUGGGAAAAAUCCUUUCAGCCAAGACCAUUGAAAAUGUGGGCAGAAACCAUGGUUUAAAAAAUGGUACAUCUUAAAUUUGGCAGUCUGAAAUGGAGAUCUGUGAACUUCCCUCAGAAUUUCUGACAAUGUCAUAAUCGACUAAUUUAAUUCCCCAUAAAUACAUCACCCUCAGUUUUGAGAACAUAUUUUAACAUCGCAGUAAUUUUAUUCAACAUCAUCUUUAUGCCAUCUUGAACUGGUUUUGAUGUAGAGGUCACAAUGAAUAAAAUUGAUGGUUAGCAAUUUGCACAUGAUACUUAUAAAUUAUUUGAUUUCAGACAUUUUAUUUCUCUACAUGGCACAUUUCUUUAUCACUACUAAGAGGAACCGAUAAAAUGAAAACAAAGGAUAAUUUUGUUGCAGGAAUUGUGCAAGACUGACUGAAAAUUGACAAUAGCUUUAUUAAUGGGUGAUUAAGGUUAUCAAUGCCAGCAAACAAAGACUCGUGCUUAUAUCAAGCUUUGAAAACCCGCAUGUUUACUUUCUUUUCUAAGUAAUACAUGUUACAAAUGCUGGUAACCAAGAAAAUAUGGACAAAUACAACAAAGUAUCUCAUAAAAAAAUGAAUUGUACAGAACUGCAACUAGUUUUCAUCACAAAGCAUUUCACAGAUAUCUGCAGGUUUACAGUAAUAGUUCUCCCAAAUGAAGUUUGUAAGCUCUUGUGAAGUUUUGAUGCCUUUUAUGACACUGCUUGGCAGGCCUGCUGAUUGACAUUUCAAGCAAAUGUGCAACUGGUUUGUCACUACCAGCCGAGAGCUGUUGGAAAGAUGUGGAGAAGAAUGCACUAAAGGGAGAAGGAUAAACAGAAGAUCAUGGUUUAUGGAAGAUGGCACUUAAAUGAACUUUUUUUAUUCAUUGUUUCCGUUUUGUCAUUACAUUUUAGCCAUUUAUCAUAUGUUUUUUUCUGUUGUCCUUGUGUAUGUAUGUUUGUAUGUGUUUGAGUGAGCGAAGGGUUGGUUGAAAGCAUGUAAGAGAACAUUUAAAGGAGAUGAAUGUGUGAAAACCUCUCUAAAAUUCAGUUUUUUUUUUAAACUGAAAAGUUUAGUCAUUUCAUAUUUUCUUGACCCUCUCCACAGUUUUUUUUUUUUUUUUUUUUUUUUCAGAAAAGGAAGGGAGGGGGGGAAAUUACAGACGACAGUUUGGUUACCAGGUACUAUUUAGUAGUGUUUUUUAAAAAAAACCUUUAAUACCAGUUAUAUUAACUUUGUUUUUUUUAUGCAAUUAUUAUCACUAUUAUUAUCCAUUGGGAGUUACUCUGUGUGUGUGUGUGUCUGUAUAUAUAUAUAUAUAUAUAUGGCCUGUUCACUCAUAAAGGGAAUGAUUGUCUUUCUGGUCCAGCUGAAAUAUGAUUUUUUAAAAUAUAUUAAAGGCAACAUUAGAGAUCAGAGUAUGGGAUGUUAAGACAUUGCUAAACCAUCCAAUCGCUGACCUACAUGAUGCCAUCUGUGUCCAGCAAGCAUCCAAGUGAUUGGCUGAUCCUCCAUGUAUAAUCCUUGUUGUAUCCAUAUAUGUAUUUGGAAAAUAACACGGUUCUCAAUAUUAUUAUCAAUGUUACUUCUGUCACUCUUAAUACUUAUUAACUACUCUUUAAGAUGACUUUGCUGUAUAGAUCAACACUCAUUCAUCUUGACGUAACGGUUUCUCCUAAUAUGAUCAAUAAAAAAUGAUAAACAUA